GUCAUGGCCGCCCUUGGGACCCCGAGCUGACAGUUGGAGGGCCCUGCGUUUAGGGGCUGCAACCACCCCCCCUUUUUUUUACCGCCCCCCGCCGUCAAGCGUGAGUGCUGAGGUCCUUAGGACCAAGAUUAGAGGCGGGGAUGGGGUGAGGAAAAAGGGCUGCUGCGGUGCGUCAGGGCUCAGGGCGGAGGUCGUCGUAGCGGAUGAAGGAAGGCUAAGACCCCGGGACGGGCGGGGCUGGACAUGAAGAGGAGGUUGCGCCGCUGCCGGGACGCGUGGCUCACGCUACUGCUCAGCGCCACCCUCGGCCUCCUGCUCUACGUGCAGCGUGACGGGGCAGCCCCCAAAACCAGAGCACCAUCAGCUCGAGGACAGUCCCCGCGGCCCACUCCUGGUCUCCGAGCACGCGCGCCCCACAAUACCGCCAGCGCCGCCCCUCUGGCCUACGAGGACGACACCCCGGUGCCGCCCACCCCUACGGGCCCCUUUGACUUCGGCAGGUAUCUGCGCGCCAAGGAUCAACGGCGCUUCCCGCUGCUCAUUAACCAGCCGCGCAAAUGCCGCAGAGACGGCGCCUCUGGCGGCCCGCCCGAUCUGCUCAUCGCGGUCAAAUCUGUGGCCGCCGACUUCGAGCGGCGGGAAGCCGUACGCCAGACUUGGGGUGCCGAGGGUCGCGUGCAGGGGGCCCUCGUGCGCCGAGUGUUCUUGCUGGGAGUGCCCAGGGGCGCUGGCUCUGGCAGUGCGGGCACGCGGACGCACUGGCGCGCCCUGCUGGAAACUGAGAGCCGCGCUUAUGCAGACAUCCUGCUCUGGGAUUUCGAAGACACUUUCUUUAAUCUAACGCUCAAGGAGAUUCACUUUUUGGCUUGGGCCACAGCUUUCUGUCCAGACAUACGCUUUGUUUUUAAGGGCGAUGCCGAUGUGUUCGUGCACGUGAGGAACCUGCUGCAGUUCCUCGAGUCGCGGGAUCCGGCACAAGACCUUCUUGCCGGUGAUGUGAUUGUGCAGGCAAGGCCAAUCCGCGCAAGAGCCAGCAAGUACUUCAUUCCCAAGGCUGUGUAUGGGCUGCCGGUUUACCCGGCCUAUGCCGGGGGUGGCGGCUUUGUUCUUUCCGGAGCCACGCUCCGCCGCCUAGCAGAGGCCUGUACACAGGUUGAGCUCUUUCCCAUUGACGAUGUCUUUCUGGGCAUGUGCUUGCAGCGCCUGCGGCUCACACCUGAGCCUCAUCCAGCCUUUCGCACCUUUGGCAUUGCUCAGCCAUCAGCUGCACCGCAUCUUCGCACCUUUGACCCCUGUUUCUACCGAGAACUGGUGGUAGUGCAUGGGCUAUCUGCAGCUGACAUUUGGCUUAUGUGGCGCUUGCUGUAUGGGCCUCAGGGGCCAGUCUGUGCACAUCCACAGCCUGUAGCAACAGGUCCGUUCCAAUGGGACGCUUAACUACCUAUCACACUAUCGAGUCCCUCUCAGCUCCAGAAGCCACUAUUAAAGAACCCGAAAGGGCUUCUUCCCAUGAGGGUUAAUGGUGUACACGGCUUUUCUCCAGAUCAGAGUGUGCAGCGCUGACGCAGAGAUAGCCAGGGCCAAGGUAGUGGACCAUGUCUUGACUAGCAGACCCCAAAGCUGGCACAUUUAAUAAAACUAGUAGCCAACAGCAUUACUGUGUGUGCCAGUGAGGGCUUGGCUGGAAUGCUUAGGGCGCUACAAACACUAGCUAGUACCCCGCAGCCAGGCCUCAGCCCUCAGAGCUGGCAGGCACUUCACUUAUUUGCUUCCUUCCUUCUCCACAUUGGAUUUCCAGUGGCCUUACCUUAUCUGUCUGUCCCCUUUGAGGUCUACUGCGUUAGGGCUAACCCUUUAGGCCCAGGUUUGCCUGUAACAGGAGGCAUGGGGCCAUGAUGUGUCAUGGUCUUGUCCACUAUAUGCACACACACAACUAUGUCAAUGUACUUAUGAAGCUGACUCCGCCCCUUCCCAGGCGCCCUAAGAUUCCCAUGCUCUUCAACCAGAGUCAAGAAAAUCAACAGCUCACAUUUUAG
Molecule: messenger RNA, 2036 nt
Organism: Chionomys nivalis (European snow vole)
Lineage: Eukaryota; Metazoa; Chordata; Mammalia; Rodentia; Cricetidae
Gene: B3gnt9
Product: UDP-GlcNAc:betaGal beta-1,3-N-acetylglucosaminyltransferase 9
Exons: 2
Coding region: 244-1437 (397 amino acids)
Cellular component (GO): membrane
Molecular function (GO): hexosyltransferase activity
Source: RefSeq, a predicted model, not a curated record